Messenger RNA from Limulus polyphemus (Atlantic horseshoe crab), 1705 nucleotides. RefSeq lists its product as uncharacterized. The transcript has 14 exons. Lineage: Eukaryota; Metazoa; Arthropoda; Merostomata; Xiphosura; Limulidae. The record is from RefSeq and is a predicted model, not a curated record. The annotation marks the transcript as partial.
ACAGUAUUUUAAAGUUUGCAGCAGACGACACAGGAAUAAACAAAACAGCAACAAAUACAGUUACAGCACAAUUGAAUAAGUUAUUUUUUAAGCUCGAUAACAGUUGAACAUUUUAUAGGAUUCAGUUAAUAACCAAUAUUUUAACAUGGAAGACAUGAAAUAUAUGAUGGAGUUAUUUAUUUCUCUAGUAAAUAUAAUUGAAGAACUUAUUGUGGUACAUUUCAAGAUGAGUUAUGAAUACUGCUCUAAAACUGGGAACGAAUGUCAGCUUAGCGUAGAAAUGAUUAAAACGGAUUCCGACAGUAAAAUACAAUUAUAUAGGCCUACUUCCAGAAACUUUCAGCUAAGAGUUUCCGUUAACAGCGAGUGGACCAGGAAAAUAAACAACAACAUACUUAAGACCAUAAUUUCUCAAAUAUUCUCAGAAAAAGAAUUAAUACCAAUAGGAAAAUCAUGCAUUACAAUUACGAGAGUAAAUCCACAAAAUCCGUUUGAAGCUUUUUGCCAUCGAGUUAUAGAAUUAAAUCCUUCAAAUAACAUUGAAUUUGAUACAUUAGUUAUGUCAUCAGGAUCAUUCAUUGAGAAUACUACAUGCAUGAUCUGGGCUGUACAGAUAAAUAUUUCAAUCGAAGCCUUGCUAAGACUGGAGGAAUACUUUCAGAGUUAUCUGGGAUAUUUGCAAAUUUUCCAUCCCAUGAUGACCUUCACUCUGAAGAAAUUCUUUGAUUCCCAAGAUGUUUCUUUUCGGAUUGGCAGCAAUCUUUCAAGUGGUGGCAGAAAAAUAAUUCUUCCAAGUAUGAUUUAUAAUAAAGGGUUACCAAUCAACACCAAAGAUCUUUUCUUUCUGCUUGGUACAUCAGCAACUCUUAAACCUAUUAAUAUAUCUGCUGAUGAAUUUCUGCCCCUAAUUGUACAGACAUAUAUUGUUGGAUGUCCAAAAACAUCUCCUAGUGAUGAAUGUGCUUCAACUGUUACAAUUAGUUUUUUAGGACCAGACUUCUUCCCUAUCUGGUCUAUUCCUAAAGCACAAGAUUUUCGAGACAUUUUACACAUGAGUGCUGAUUGGGAUGUAUCCAUGUCUAGUCCGUUUAUAGGUUAUGAAGGAAAGACAGAUCUACAUGUUUCUACAAGUCUGAAGUUUGUGCAGUCUAAUGUUAGUGACAAAGAUGAACUAAUCGACAUUUUGUUAUUCAUGAGGAUUCGACCAGAAAUUGAUAAAAAUAACGAUGAAAGUAGAUGUAGCAAUGGGAAAAAAACAACACAUAUUCUCAGAAAGAACCUGUACAACAUCAUAACAGAAAAUGCACCAGUUUUACAAGAACUCCUAAUCCAGAAUUUUAAAGCUGCAUUGAAGCAUGUUUGUGAGAGACUGCAGAAACAAACAAUAGUGGACCAAACGAUUCAACAGACAGCAUCUGCUUUAAGAAGCAUUUUAAAGCACAGUACUAAUGAAGCCUUUACUUUGAGAUGCCAAAGAUAUAUUGGUUGCAGCGCCACCUAUGAGGUGGAGAAAGCCCUUGUGGUUCAUCUACAGAAAAUUGUAUCAAAAAUAAUGGGACGGUUGCCGGAAGACCAAGAAAACAAAGCUGUUUCAUUUUUGAAUAACUCGGUACUACAGGUGACGGGUGAUGUGGAUGACGAUGACGAUUUCGUAUUCCUGAUGAGGGACAAUGUAACAGCUCUGUUCAUGAUGUCAGAAAAACAC